AUGCAGGCAACGGCGCGUCGAGCCAGCGGAGGUGGUCGUGGUGUCGGAGCGGGGAGCAGCAUCGGCGGUGGAAAAGUAGUCCGUGGCGGAAAAGCGAAAGCCCGACAUGGCGCGACGAAUGGUACGAGCAACGGUAGCAACGGUGCGGCGGGUCUGGGCGGCGGGGCGGCGACCGCUGGGAUGGCCGCCGUCACCGCCGCCGCGGCCAAGGAGAAGCCACCGCUCAAGACGCACGAUAGCUACGAGUCGGACUCGUCCGAGCAGGUGUCCUCGUCGGACGAGGAGGAACGCUGGAAGGACUCGAAGCUAUCCAACGACGUACCGUCCGAGUACUGGCACAUCCAGAAGCUGGUGAAGUACAUGAAGGCAGGCAACCAGACGGCCACCAUCGUGGCGCUCUGCUGCCUGAAGGAUCACGAUCUGACGACGCAGAUGAACCAGCGUGCCAUCCAGGAUUGCGGCGGGUUGGAGGUGCUCGUCAAUCUGCUCGAAAGCAAUGACAUGAAGUGCAGACUGGGAGCGUUGUCCGUCCUGUCCGAGAUCUCGUCCAACCUGGAUAUUCGGCGUGCCAUUGUUGACCUAGGAGGUAUUCCGCUGCUGGUGCAGAUAGUGUCGGAACCGGGACGUGACCUGAAGAUCAUGGCGGCCGAGACGAUCGGGAACGUGGCGAAGGUGCGGCUCGCCCGGAAGCUGGUGCGCAAGUGCGACGGCAUUCCGCGGCUGGUCGAUCUGCUGGACGUGAACAUGAACUGCCUUCGCUCGCAACGGGAUCAGCUGUCCGAGGAGGAGCGGGAGAUGCUCGAUAUGGCGCGUGCGGGAGCGCGCGCCCUCUGGUCACUGUCCGAGUCUCGCCACAACAAGGAGCUCAUGUGCAAGAGCGGCAUCGUGCCGCUGAUGGGCAGACUCCUGAAGAGUGUCCACAUUGACGUGGUCGUUCCGACUAUGGGUACCAUUCAGCAGUGCGCCUCGCAGGCCAACUACCAGCUGGCAAUCACGACCGAGGGGAUGAUCUUUGACAUCGUCUCCCAUCUCACGUCCGACAACCUCGACCUCAAGCGCCAGUGCAGUUCGGCCAUCUUUAAGUGUGCCAGCGAUAAGACCGCCAGCGAUAUGGUGCGCGAAUCGGGCGGCCUGGAACCGCUGGUAGGUAUCGCCCGCGACAAGACGGUGCGGGACAACAAGCAGCUGCUGGCGGCGGCGACCGGCGCGAUCUGGAAGUGUGCGGCCAGCGAGGCGAACGUGAAGAAGCUCGACCAGCUGAAGGCGGUCCAGGUGCUGGUGCAGCUGCUGAACGACGAGAACGAGGAGGUCCUCACGAACGUCGUCGGUGCCAUCUCGGAGUGCGUCAAGUACCAGAACAACCGGGAGAUCCUGCGGACCUGCGGCGGCAUCCCGCUGCUCGUGAACCUGCUCAACAUGACGCACGCGCCCCUGCUGGAGAACAUUGCCCGCACGCUGAAGGAGUGUGCAACGGAUCCUGAGAGCAUGACGCUGAUGGAGGAACUGGACGCCAUCCGACUCAUUUGGUCGCUGCUGAAGAACUCCAACCCGAAGGUGCAGGCGUACGCCGCCUGGGCUCUCUGUCCGUGCAUCCAGAACGCAAAGGAUUCAGGUGAGCUGGUGCGGAGCUUCGUCGGCGCGUUGGAGCUGGUGGUCGGUCUGCUCAAGUCCCGCGACAACUUCGUCCUCUCGGCGGUCUGUGCGGCGAUCGCUACGAUUGCCAAAGACCGCGAGAACCUCUCCGUGCUCUCCGAUCACAAAGUCAUCCGGAUGUUGGCUGACCUGGUCUACACCACGGACGAUCUGCUGCGGGAACAUCUGGCCGCGGCCAUCGCUAGCUGUGCGCCGUACUCUAUGAACACACAGGAACUGGGCCGCCUGAAGACGGUCACCCCGAUCGUCGGGUAUAUGGUCAGCAAUAACCCGCGGGUUCACCGGACGACCGCGAUGGCUUUACAAAAGCUCUCCGAAGAUCCGCAGAACUGUAUCACUAUGCAUCAGAGUGGUGUUGUGCCGUUCCUGCUCGAAACCGUCGGCUCCAAGGAUCGAGAGCUUCAGGAAGCUUCGGCCGGGUGCUUGCAGAACAUCCGAAAGCUCGCGCUUCGUGCGGAGGAGCUUGAGCUUUGUGGUGAAUAA
Molecule: messenger RNA, 2136 nt
Organism: Anopheles coustani
Lineage: Eukaryota; Metazoa; Arthropoda; Insecta; Diptera; Culicidae
Gene: gudu
Product: armadillo repeat-containing protein gudu
Exons: 5
Coding region: 1-2136 (711 amino acids)
Molecular function (GO): protein binding
Source: RefSeq, a predicted model, not a curated record